GGUCAGAUAACAGCUGCUGAGGGGGCGAGAGGCGGCGUGCCUUCACCAAGGGGGAGGCACUAGGGGUUGACCGAGGAUCGGGCAGAAUCGUGUAAUGAACUGUCAGCGAUGGGUCUGUGCGCGCCGGGUGAUUAGAUAGCCCGGCGUCGGUGGGGAAACGUGCCGCGGAGAGGAGGUGAAGAGAGCAACAGUGAAGCAGCAGCAGCAGUUUGAGCAGCGGAAGCAUCUGUUGCGGGCCUUUGACGUGCCGUGUAGCCGCUGGAUCGUACUGGGUAGCUGUGAGCCAUGGCUGUGGCUGGCGGUGCCGACCCAACCACUGCACGUGUUGAAGAACUGCUGGCCGGAAUUCUGUCAGCUCACUCGCGUCCCGAUUACGUGCGUCCCGUGCGCCCGUGGAAGCCGCAUCCGGCCAUCGCGCCGCUGGACUCCGAGGAGAAGCCCGUCGUGCAGCUGGUACGCCGGCUCAGCAUCGAGAACGACGAGAAGAGAUAUGUGGCAAUGGACCUCCUGCCCAAGACCAUGCAAAUCGUGCAGGACAACGGCAUGUAUGACUGGUUUUGCCGCUCACAGUGCACCGGUCUUCUGCAGGUGCAAGCCGCCGAGAUCAAAGCCAAAUCCAUCAACUGGCAGUCCUACCUGCAGUCCCAGAUGAUCAGCCAGGAGGACUACAACUUCAUCGUGGCCUACGAUAACGUGCUGAACGACUCGGCGAAGCGGAACGCGCUGGUGCGCCAGCAGAGCCAGCAGUGCGCCAAGACGUUCCUCAACCUGCUGGGCCACAUCGCCAAGGACCAGACCAUCCAGUACCUGCUGGUGCUCAUCGAGGACAUGUUGUCGGACAAGGAGAACGGCCGCGUGUUCCGCGAGUACGCCCAGCAGAAGGGCGAGAGUGUCUGGGCGCCGUUCCUGACGCUGCUGAACCGGCCGGACGACAUCAGCGUCAACCUGACGGCCUGGAUCCUGGCGCGGCUGGCCUGCGACGGCGGCCGCCAGAUGGAGGGCUCCGACCUGCAGCUCUACAUCACCUGGCUCAAGGACCAGCUGCGCAAAUCGGAGAACCAGUACCUGCCGACGGUGGCCCGCUGCCUGCAGCUUAUGCUGCGGAUAGACGAGUAUCGGUUCGCGUUUAUGCGUGCGGACGGCGUCAACACGCUACAGGCGGUGCUGAGCUCGGGGGUCAACUUCCAGUGCCAGUACCAGUUGGUGUUCUGUCUGUGGGUGCUCACCUUCAACACGGAGAUCGCAGAGACCAUCAGCAGGUACAACCUGGUGCCGCUGCUGGCCGACAUUCUGAUCGACACCGAGAAGGAGAAGGUGGUCAGGAUGUGCGUCGCCACCUUCCGCAACCUGGUGGACAAGCCGGAGUCAGCGUCGGUCUCUCGCGAGAACGCCAUCCAGAUGGUGCAGUGUAAGGUGCUGCGUCACCUGGAGCUCAUCGCGCUGCGCUACAACACCGACGAGGACCUGCGUGCCGACGUCGACUACCUGACCGAAAAACUGACACUCAGCGUGCAUGAUCUCAACUCGCUGGACGAGUACACCACCGAACUCAAGUCGGGCCGGCUGGAGUGGUCCCUGGUGCACAAGUCGGACAAGUUCUGGCGAGAGAACGCCAGCCGCCUCAACGACAACAACUACCAGCUGCUCAAGAUUCUGCUGCACCUGCUGGACACCUCCAAGGACCCGCUGGUGGUCAGCGUGGCCUGUCACGACAUCGGCGAGUACGUCCGACACUACCCGCGCGGAAAACGCGUUCUGGAGAGCCUGGACGGAAAGUCGCGUGUCAUGGAGAAGAUGCUGUCGGAUGACCCGAAUGUGAAGCUGUGCGCCCUCCUGGCCGUGCAGAAGAUCAUGGUCCACAACUGGGACUACCUCUCCAAGAAGCUAGCCAAGGACGAGGCGGAGGCCAAGGACAGCCUGAAGAACCCGCUGGGUCCGAUCCAGUAGCGCCGGGGCCAGCGCGGCGCGCGGUGACGGCCGGACCGACGCCACUACCGUUCAAUGAACACUGUAUUCAUACCGCUGUACUAUAGUGUGUGAGGCCGUGCAGUGUGCGGAUGGGAGCUAAUGAUGGCGAGCUGGAACACGCGCUGAUCUUAGAUGUGUGAUUAUCAGGGGAAGGACGGGCCGAGGACGGCGGCGGCGCGCUGGUCCCGAGUCUGAGCCUUCCUCCGGGCUCGGAGACUGGUCUGGACUGUCCAACUGCGGUGGGAGAGGACUGGGAGGACGGGGGCGCCGCCGCCGGCCCGGCCGCCCGCUACUGAGUGCCUUUCCGUCUGGCCGGCCGGUGGGAGCGGCCCGCCGGCGAUCUUGUUCGGCCGGGUGAUGGAUGGUGUGCCAACGCGUUUUGUGCCUCGUCUUCGAAUCAUGUACACCGACAGAACAUAGCCGAGGUAGAGUAGUGUCCGCGUGAUACGGGCUGAAUCGGUUUUAUAAGGGUUUAUCGGGCCGAGAGCGAGGGACGGCGGGCGACAUUCCACAUUCCAGACUUCCUCGUGUGACUGGCGUGCGUUUAUCAGGGACGGAAGGCUUCGAUCACAGCCCGAUUGUUGAUUAUAAACCGUCCGAGCUCCAGCAACAAAGGAAUGCGUGUGCGGGGUGAGAGCUGUACAAUAUGAACCUGACUGAUGAAAUAUAUAUUACUCAUAUAUCUUA
Molecule: messenger RNA, 2655 nt
Organism: Amphibalanus amphitrite
Lineage: Eukaryota; Metazoa; Arthropoda; Thecostraca; Balanomorpha; Balanidae
Product: V-type proton ATPase subunit H-like
Exons: 11
Coding region: 286-1947 (553 amino acids)
Biological process (GO): proton transmembrane transport
Cellular component (GO): lysosomal membrane; vacuolar proton-transporting V-type ATPase, V1 domain
Molecular function (GO): proton-transporting ATPase activity, rotational mechanism
Source: RefSeq, a predicted model, not a curated record